Panonychus citri (citrus red mite) is the source of this 1168-nucleotide messenger RNA. RefSeq lists its product as uncharacterized. The transcript has 3 exons. The record is from RefSeq and is a predicted model, not a curated record. Bases 195 to 614 code for a protein of 139 amino acids. Lineage: Eukaryota; Metazoa; Arthropoda; Arachnida; Trombidiformes; Tetranychidae.
UUAAUGUUUCACAAUUCGCCAACAAAUUAAUCUGACGAUGUGGACAAUUUAAAUUCUAAUUGUGACAAUCAAUAUUCUAAUCACCGAUCGUGUUGGAAAAAUUCAUCUAAUCAAUUCCAUUGAAUCUAUUACUUAAAGAUACAUUAAAUGAUCAAUUUUAAUUGAUAAGUUAUAAUUAUUGUUUCUCCACCAAGAUGAUUAGUGUUGAUGGAUCAGUCAAACCGAGAGGACGAUUUGCUGAUAGAGCGAAAGCUAAACUUAAAGCAAUUAAAUCAGUUUUCUCGUCUCGAUCAAGUCGCUUAUCUAAAAUUGGAAGUGGCCUAGAAGAUAUUUCCAACACUUAUUGUGACACUUUGAUAACAGUUUCGUUAUUAAUCUUGGCAAUUGUCAAUGCAGUAUUUUUGUAUCCCAUUUAUUAUGGUGGCUUUUUAGCCGUCAUUUACCCUGAUUGGAUGGCACCCUUGGCCCAGAACUACAACGAGACAGAGGACAUUGAACUGCAAUCGGCCAACUCUUUACAAGUUAUGGUAUCGCGACUCAAUUUGAUUUCAAAAAAAUUGGCUACGUUUUGUUACCGAUCAUCAACUGAAAUAUCAAGUUUAUGUCAAAAAUAAUUGAUUGAUUUUCUGUGUAUCCUUUAAUUGUUACAGUAGCAGAAAUACAAUUAAUCCUUAGAGGUUGAUUGGUGUGCCUUUGAUUACCCGUUUCCUUCAUAAUUGUUUUAUAAUCGAAAUUGUUUUUCCUUUAUUGAUUUUCCUCUAUUGGUUCUUGAGCCGUUGUGACACAUUUGAUGUGGGUACUUUUGCUUAUUGAAAUGCGACGGUAAAAGGGCGUCUCAUCUUUGGCUACUUGUGUCCAGUCGGGUUGAUGUUGUUUAGCAGCAAAUCCUGAUAUCCAUAAGGCAAUUCCCUGUAAUAUCCCUCAAGAUAAAAAUGGUUAUUGGUUAAUCUACACGUGAAUUUGAUUGUUAAUUGUUGAUCAAAUUUACCGUAGCAAGUCCAAGGCAGACCAAUGGCCAUCCAGCUUUACGAUAGCCCAUAUUUUCAACGAGAAAGCCAGCCAAUGCAGGACCCACUCCAUUUCUGAUGAAAAAAAAAACAAAUUGUAAAAGUUAAUUGUUGUUGACUUUUGAUUUUACUCAUUAAAUUGAACAAUUAGUAUAUUCAAA